This is a messenger RNA of Aquila chrysaetos chrysaetos, 6450 nucleotides long. RefSeq names its product neuropilin 2 (gene NRP2). Gene Ontology annotation, cellular component: membrane. The record is from RefSeq and is a predicted model, not a curated record. Lineage: Eukaryota; Metazoa; Chordata; Aves; Accipitriformes; Accipitridae. Gene Ontology annotation, biological process: axon guidance; angiogenesis; vascular endothelial growth factor signaling pathway. Gene Ontology annotation, molecular function: semaphorin receptor activity; vascular endothelial growth factor receptor activity. The transcript is spliced from 17 exons. The coding region runs from base 380 to 3211 and encodes 943 amino acids.
GACAGCCACAUGCCGCCCUGCCUGAAAAGGCUGCGAGGCGCCGGCGGGGAGGGAGAGGAGGCGCAGACGGCGCCCCAGCCCGCACCGCCACCGCCACAGCCGCGCCCCGGGGGAUGCCGAGGCGCCGGCCCCGCGGGUCGCCCUAGGGGAGAGGCGUUCCGCCGGCACCGCCCGCCCCGCAGCCCCGGCCCGGGGGAGGCCGCCGCCGCCCCCCGCUGAGCCCCGCCGGAGCCGCUCGCGAGUGGGGCGCCCACGCGGGGCGCGGCGCGGCGCGCUCAGGGGAGGGAGGCGAAGCUCGGCCCCGCAGCCUCGGGUGGUUUGGUUGUUGGUUUUGGGUUUUUGGUUUUGGUUGUUUUUUUUUUUUAAUUUCUUCCGAAGGAUGGAUACGUUUCUUCUCGCGUGGGGAUUUCUAGGGCUGUGCUUGCCCGGCUCCGGAGGCACGGCGGAGACAGCUCAGCCAUGCGGGGGCCGCCUGAACUCCAAGGAUGCUGGGUACAUCACCUCCCCAGGGUACCCCAAUGACUACCCCUCCCAUCAGAACUGCGAGUGGGUCAUCUACGCCCCUGAAUCCAACCAGAAGAUUAUCCUCAACUUCAACCCUCACUUUGAAAUCGAAAAGCACGACUGCAAGUACGACUACAUCGAGAUCCGAGAUGGGGACAGUGAAGCGGCAGACCUGCUGGGCAAGCACUGUGGGAACAUAGCACCUCCUACCAUCAUCUCUUCUGGCCCCUCUCUGUAUAUCAAGUUCACCUCAGACUACGCACGGCAAGGUGCCGGCUUCUCCCUGCGCUACGAGAUCUACAAGACAGGGUCUGAGGACUGCUCCAGAAACUUCACUGCCUCCAACGGCACUAUUGAGUCUCCAGGUUUCCCUGACAAGUAUCCACACAACCUGGACUGUGUCUUCACCAUCAUAGCCAAGCCAAAGACAGAAAUCCUCCUCCACUUUCUGCUCUUCGACCUUGAGCAUGACCCGCUGCAGGCAGGGGAAGGAGACUGCAAGUACGACUGGCUGGACAUCUGGGACGGCAUCCCUCAGGUAGGCCCCUUGAUAGGCAGGUACUGUGGCACUAAGAUGCCAUCGGACAUCCGCUCAACCACCGGCGUCCUCUCGCUCACCUUCCACACGGACCUGGCAGUGGCUAAAGAUGGUUUCUCUGCUCAGUACUACUUGAUCCAGCAGGAAGUCCCAGAAAACUUCCAGUGCAACGUGCCGCUGGGGAUGGAGUCUGGCAGGAUCUCCAACAUGCAGAUCAGUGCCUCCUCCACCUACUCAGAUGGGCGAUGGACCCCUCAACAGAGCCGGCUCAACAGUGAUGACAAUGGCUGGACCCCCAAUGUAGACAGCAACAAAGAGUACCUCCAGGUGGACCUCCAAUUCCUGACUCUGCUCACAGCCAUUGCCACACAGGGUGCCAUCUCGAGAGAAACCCAGAAUGGCUACUAUGUCCGUACCUACAAGCUGGAGGUCAGCACCAAUGGGGAGGACUGGAUGAUGUACCGACAUGGGAAAAACCACAAGACUUUUCAGGCCAAUGAGGACGCCACGGAGGUGGUUCUCAACAAGAUCCACAGCCCGGUGCUCACACGCUUCGUGCGCAUCCGUCCCCAGAGCUGGCACAACGGCAUCGCCCUGAGGCUGGAGCUGUAUGGCUGCCGCAUCACCGAUUCGCCCUGCUCCAGCUUGUUGGGAAUGCUUUCCGGCCUCAUCCCUGACUCACAGAUCUCGGCCUCUUCCAUCAGAGGCUAUGACUGGUCUCCCAGCAUGGCCCGCCUGGUGAGCAGCCGCUCAGGCUGGUUUCCUCGCAUCCCCCAAGCCCAGCCUGGGGAGGAGUGGCUGCAGGUGGACCUUGGCAUCCCGAAGAAUAUCAAAGGCGUCAUUAUUCAGGGGGCUCGUGGAGGCGACAGUGUGACCACCACCGAGUCCCGCUCCUUUGUGAAGAAGUUUAAGGUGGCCUACAGCAUGGAUGGAAAGGACUGGGACUUCAUCCAGGACCCCAAAACAAUGCAAGCCAAGCUUUUUGAAGGCAACAUUCACUAUGAUAUCCCUGAAGUCCGGAGGUUUGACCCUGUUCCUGCCCAGUACGUCCGAGUGCACCCAGAGAGGUGGUCCCCAGCAGGAAUAGGAAUGCGCCUGGAGGUGCUGGGCUGCGACUGGACAGAUGUAAAGCCCACUGCAGAGACGCUAGUGCCCACUUUGAAGAGUGAAGAGACCACCAUCCCAUACCCAACUGAUGAAGAGGCAACCGAGUGUGGUGAUAGCUGUGGAGAAGAGGAGGAUUUCCACCUCCCUGUGAACUUCAACUGCAACUUUGAUCUCCCUGGAGACCUCUGUGGUUGGUCACACGACUUGGCAAUGGGUUAUACAUGGUCUUUUCAGCCUACAAGCACCUGGAUUGGCAACUCUGAACCGAGCCCUGAGACUGUGCCUGAUGGCAAGAAUUACCUGCAGCUGCAGAGCAGCGGAAGGAGGGAAGGCCAGCGAGCCCGGCUUAUCAGCCCCACCAUCUAUCUGCCCCAGAGCGCUGUCUGCAUGGUCUUCCAGUACCAGGCGUGGGGCAGCAAUGGGGUGAUGCUGCGGGUCUGGCGGGAAGCCAGCCAGGAGCACAAGGCACUGUGGGUCAUCAUGGAGGACCAAGGGGAGGAGUGGAGGGAAGGUCGCGUCAUCUUGCCGAGCUACGACAUGGAGUACCGGAUUGUGUUUGAGGGAUUUAUACGCAAUGGCCACUCGGGAGAGCUCGCCCUCGAUGACAUCCGGCUGGGCACCGACAUCCCGCUGGAGAACUGCAUGGAACCCAUCACAGCAUUCCCAGGUGAGAACUUCUACUUUCCAGUGAACUUCCCAAGAAUGGAGGAUGACUUUCUGACCUCUGAGCAAGACUUUGAAGACAAUGAUGAUCCAGAUUACUUUGGAUCGGAUAGGAACGACACACUGUUCUCUACUAACUCUCCAGGAACCCCGAAGCUAGACAAAGAAAAAAGCUGGCUCUACACCCUGGAUCCCAUCCUGGUGACCAUCAUAGCAAUGAGCUCCCUUGGCGUCCUCCUCGGGGCCAUCUGCGCUGGUCUGCUCCUCUACUGCACAUGCUCGUAUGCUGGGCUGUCCUCACGGAGCUCCACCACGCUGGAGAACUACAACUUCGAGCUGUAUGACGGCAUCAAGCACAAGGUCAAGAUGAACCACCAGAAGUGCUGCUCGGAGGCCUGAUGGGUGCGCUGGGGAUCACCCUCGGUGUUGCGCCCGGUGAGGUGGGCUGGCGGGGGGGUACUUUUUUUGCUGUUUUCUAUGGGAACUGAAUGCCAUAACGGGGAACGAGGGGUGUGGGAGGAGCGAGGGGAGGCGCUGCUCCUGCCGCCAGGUCCCGCCGGUGAGUCAUGCUCCGCCAGGACCGAGCGGGCUUUCCCGCAAACUGGACUGUGCCGGGCGAGGAGGGACCGAGACCCUUGUUUGUUGGUUCAUCUUCAUUUUCUGCUGAUGCGAGUGUCUGGGACGUGGUGAGGGAGACUGGUUUACCUUUUGGAUGUGAGAAACUAAAUGUUGAUUGUUAUUUCCCACCUCCUUUCUCUGGUGAGCCUCUGAGAAGGCUGAGGGAUUUCUUCAGCCACCCUGUCUUUGGAAAUAACACACACACACACACACACACACACACACACACACACACAGAUGGAGACCUGGUCCAUUUUAGACCCCAUCCAGAUAUCGUUUUAGCUGUAGGGAUUUGUGCACUUCACACUAAGUCCAGGAAGCUACGGUUUCCAGUCCUGAAAAUGGAAGCAUGUUGUUACCUUCAACUUUUCUUCUCCUGGUAGGGGGGAAAGGUGGGAUACUGGCUUUAGUGUCGAUGGUAACAACAGCCCCUUCUGAAAUCAUUUAGAAAUAAAAUAGAAAGGAAACCCUAUGUGUAGAAGCACCUCUUUGAGAGAAGCUGAAGAGCCUUAAAGUGAUUUGUGAAUAAGAGCCAUUUAUUAAAUCCAGAUCUUGGAUUGCAACAGCUGAGGCCUUCAUCAGGAAGGCCUUUCUUUGAAUCUCCCACCCCUCUUGAUCCUGCCCUUUUUCUUUUUCUUUUUGCUAUAAUGAGAAAAUUGCAGCAAACAAAAGAUAGAGCCUGUCAAGCUGCCGGCGCUCAGGCGACAGCUUUGGAAAGGGGGCUUCGCUCUGGGUUUGACUUGAGGCACAGUGCCGAGGCCUCUCCAAAGUGCCAGGGAGGGAAAAUGAACAGGGAAGGAGGCUGGAGCCAUGCCCACGGCUCCGGGAGCCCGGCUGCGGCACCCGCCGGCCCCCCUCGCCUUCAUGGUGCUCCCCUUCUCUCUGGAGCUGGGGGGCACGAGCUGGUGCCGUCAGCACCGCUGGACCAAACGGCUGCCGCCGUAUCCCCUUCGGAGCAAAGCUGCGCUGCUCCUGAUCAGUAGCAAAACCCAGAAGUUUUAUUUAUGAGCUGUGUUUUGUUUUACUUUGAACAAGUGCCUUAGAAGAAGUAUUUUUCCUCCAUCUGAUGAUCAGUGCUGUAUCAGACAACAAGUGAGGCCUUCAUCCUUCCCCGGGAAAACACUUUUCUUCACCGGGUUUCUCUACCGGGUAGAGCCCGGCUGAAGAAGUCUUGUCCUUCUACUUUCAAGUGGUCUGGCUACAUUGUCUGACAGCUGAUACCUCUCCACUUACCACUGUGCCGUGGGAGAGGAGUGUUAUGAAAACAAUUUAAUGGAGAAAAAGAGUUCAAAUGCUGGGCCCCAAACCAAUGCCUUCAUUUCCAAUUCAGUACAGACAGAUCACCCUUAUCAGCUUGCACAUAUAUAAGGGAGAAACCUUUCCAGCAUGUUGAGUUUGCUUUCUAGGGGCUCUUUGGAAAUACCUGACAUGUCCUGAUUUUACAUUUUGCCUAGCAAAUAGUUUGGGUUGAGGAUGGAUUUUUUUUUCCUCACUAACCGCAGAGCGCCGAAGGUGUGAUGUGCUGUGAAGCUCAGUUUGCACAGCCCCUGCAAACACAUCCUGCGGGAGGGCAGGUGUUUGGGGAGACGAGCAACAUCUGGAGAGGAGAUGAGCACGGACAGUGCCACAGCUGCUCCUCCGUGCCGUGGGAAUAGGAACAUUUGUCUAGUGUUUCAUGAAGAGCUCCAUCAGACAGCAAGUUUUUAGGAAAAAAAUCCAUCUUCUCCACUGUAAGAAAGACGCAUGUGUUACUGGGGAAGUAGAUAUCAGCAGCUGUGUCAUCAAAACAUCCACGGUUCAUACACGCACACGCAGAGACGCGCACACACAAAGACCUUCAUUUUUUUAAUUCAUGCUGUGCACCCAACAGAAACAGCAGUAAAUGUAUCUCAGAUUCCCCUUUCGAAUCACCUUAUUUCUUUUGGCGUUCUUCGUGGACAAAUUCCACGGGGGUGUUAUUUUACUGUACAAAAGAAACAGGCAGUAAGAGGAAAUGUACCAGACCAUUUCAAAGCUGGAUUGCUGCUGCUUGAUGAUUUUAUCCCCUUCAAAUCACAAGAGAGGGGAAGGAUGAAUGGAAAAGGACCAUACAGUAGAAAAGUCGACUUAGGCAAACCGUAGGUGAAAAUAUAUAAUUAAAAAGGUGACGUUAUGGUGUCUCGUAGACGUACAGAGAGAAGAGUUCGUAUAUACAUAUAUUCAGAAAUAGUGUGUUUGCACACGCACGUGAAUUCUCUGUAUGUAUUGUGUAUGUGACUUCUUAUUCCGUGGGACUGACUCGUGUUAAUAUAUCUCUUGAUCUGGGGCAGGAGAGUACUGCUGAUCUUGGCACUAACUUGGCAUGGGCCCAGCGAAGCGUCUGCCCUGCGUGUCCCACUUGCCCCUUCCAGACGGGGCAAGGCCCACGCGCAUGCGCUUGCUGGGCGGGAGCAGGCCAAUAAUGCUGCAAAGCCGAUACCUCACUUACCUCUGCUGGGUGCUUUACUGUUCUUCUACGGAAAACUGUGUUUGAUUGUAACUUCAACAGGGAAAAAAAAAACAAGUCAUCAGUGCAUUCAAUUCAUUGCAUCCUCCUCUGCAAAUAGAUUAGGUUUGCUGAUCGCAAUUCCCUCUGUGAAAUUCAGAAAAGAAAAAAAAUAAGAAAUUGGUGUUAAUGCCUUUGCUGAAAUGGGCUGUUGCCUCCACACCCUUCCCGUGGCGAGGAUGUGUUGCUAACGGGCGGGCGGCAGUGCUGGGUUAUUUAAUUUUGUGGGAAGGUGUGGGGGGUGAGCAUGGGCAAUCAAACCAUUAAGAAAUUAUAUGCAGAAAUGGAACUUCUCCAAGGUUUGCAGUUCAAGGUGUUUGACCGUUCACUGGCUGAGCCAGGACUUAUGGACUUAAAGAGCUUUUACUGUGAUUCUUCGGUGUAAAAAAAAAAAAAAAAAAAAAAAAACCAAACAAACAAAAAAAAUCAAACUGUGUUUAUAUGAUUUGUAUAAAAACCUUUUAAAAUUACUAUUUAAUAAACAUUAUGGUAGAGA